UCCUCUCUUUCUCUCUCGCUCCCUUCCUCCCUGUAACUGAACAGUGAAAAUUCACUGGAUCCGCUAACAGGCACAGAUGUCAUGUGAAAACGCACAUGCUCUGCCAUCCACACCGCCUUUCUUCCUUUUCUGUUUCCUUUUUUUCCCCCCUUGCUCCUUCUCCUUCUUCUUUGUAACUAACAAAACCACCACCAACUCCUCCUCCUCCUGCUGCUGCCCUUCCUCCUCCUCCUCAGUCCAAGUGAUCACAAAAGAAAUCUUCUGAGCCGGAGGCGGUGGCAUUUUUAAAAAGCAAGCACAUUAGAGAGAAAGGAGGAAAAAAAAAAAAAAAAAAAAAAGCAAAACAAAACCCAGGCACCAGCCAGACAGCACAUUUCUUUUUUCGCCCUUCCUGAAAACAAACAACCAAACAACCAUCAAAACAGUCAUCACCACCAUCAUCAAAACUGUUAACACAGCGGCGGCGGCGGCGGCAAACGUCACCCUCCGGCCAAGGCGUCCGCCUAAAGGGAUGGUUUUCUCGGCGGAGCAGCUCUUUGCCGACCACCUUCUUCACUCGUGCUGAGCAGGAUUUUUGGCUCUCCGGGGUUCGGGCUGGGAGCAGCUUCAUGACUACGCGGAGCGGGAGAGCGGCCACACCAUGCGAGCACAAAUUGAAGUGAUACCAUGCAAAAUUUGUGGCGAUAAGUCCUCCGGGAUCCACUACGGAGUGAUCACGUGUGAAGGCUGCAAGGGAUUCUUUAGGAGGAGCCAACAAAACAAUGCCUCUUACUCCUGCCCACGGCAGAGAAACUGUUUAAUCGACAGAACCAACAGAAACCGUUGCCAGCACUGCCGACUGCAAAAGUGUCUUGCCCUAGGAAUGUCGAGAGAUGCUGUGAAGUUCGGCAGGAUGUCCAAGAAGCAGCGGGACAGCCUGUAUGCGGAGGUGCAGAAGCACCAGCAGCGGCUGCAGGAGCAGCGGCAGCAGCAGAGCGGGGAGGCCGAGGCACUGGCCAGGGUGUACGGCGGUGGCCUCAGCAACGGCCUCGGCAGCCUGAGCGGCGAGGCGGGGGGCGCUUACGCCAACGGACACGUCAUCGACCUGCCCAAGUCCGAGGGUUACUACAGCGUGGAUUCCGGCCAGCCGUCCCCGGAUCAAUCUGGACUUGACAUGACUGGAAUCAAACAGAUAAAGCAAGAACCCAUCUAUGACCUCACGUCCGUACCCAACUUGUUUACCUAUAGCUCUUUCAACAACGGGCAGCUAGCGCCAGGGAUCACGAUGACCGAAAUCGAUCGAAUCGCACAGAACAUCAUCAAGUCCCACCUGGAGACGUGUCAGUACACCAUGGAGGAGCUACACCAGCUGGCGUGGCAGACCCACACCUAUGAAGAAAUUAAAGCCUAUCAGAGCAAGUCCAGGGAAGCGCUGUGGCAGCAGUGCGCCAUCCAGAUCACUCACGCCAUCCAGUACGUGGUGGAGUUCGCGAAGCGGAUCACGGGCUUCAUGGAGCUCUGUCAGAACGAUCAGAUUCUACUUCUCAAGUCAGGUUGCUUGGAAGUGGUUUUAGUGAGAAUGUGCCGUGCCUUCAACCCAUUAAACAACACUGUCCUGUUUGAAGGAAAAUAUGGAGGAAUGCAAAUGUUCAAGGCCUUAGGUUCUGAUGACCUAGUGAAUGAAGCAUUUGACUUUGCAAAGAAUUUGUGUUCCUUGCAGCUGACUGAGGAGGAGAUUGCUUUGUUCUCAUCUGCUGUUCUGAUAUCUCCAGACCGAGCCUGGCUGAUAGAACCAAGGAAGGUCCAGAAGCUUCAGGAAAAAAUUUAUUUUGCACUUCAGCACGUGAUUCAGAAGAAUCACCUGGAUGAUGAGACUUUGGCAAAGUUAAUAGCCAAGAUCCCCACCAUCACGGCGGUCUGCAACUUGCACGGGGAGAAGCUGCAGGUAUUCAAACAAUCACAUCCAGACAUAGUGAACACCCUCUUUCCUCCAUUAUACAAGGAGCUCUUUAAUCCUGACUGUGCCACCGUCUGCAAAUGAAGGCGACCAGAGGACUGUCUCCUAGUCACGGAAUGCAUCACCAUUAAGACAAAAGCAAUGUGUUCAUGAAGACUUAAGAAAAAUGUCUACUGCAACAUUAGGAAUGUCCUGCACUUAAUAGAAUUAUUUUUCACCGCUACAGUUUGAAGAAUGUAAAUAUGCACCUGAGUGGGGCUCUUUUAUUUGUUUGUUUGUUUUUGAAAUGACCAUAAAUAUACAACUAGAGGACACUGGGUGUUAUUUUUUUUUUUUUAUUCGGGUAUGUUUUGGGAGACAACUGUUUAUAGAAUUUUAUUGUAGAUAUAUACGAGAACAGAGCGGUACUUUACAUGAUUACUUUUCCUGUUAAUUGUUCAAAUAUAAUUUAAGAAAACUCCACUGAAUAGGCUUACCUAUUUCUAUGUUUUUAGAUAGUUGAUGCAUGUGAAAAUUUGUAGCUGUCUUGAAAAGCACUGUGCAGGUACGUAAUAAGUAUAUAAUAUCCGAGAAUAUUAUAUAUGAUUAUUACUUACACCUGCACGUGCACUGUGGCUUAAAACACCAUACCCACUAGUGAAGAAGGUUCAAUCAGGCUCUCUCUUCUUAUUUCCCUUCUGUGUUACCUUUAUGUUAGACAAUCAGGAUUUUGUUUUCCCAGCCAGACUUUUCAGCUGUCGUCUACAGCAGGAUGGUCCCGAUUCAGAGAUAAGUCUGUGAAGGAACAAACGUAACACCCAGCCUCUGAGUAAGAACUCUAGCUCUCUCAGUGACAUCCAAGCCUUGUCAGGAUGGUAAAUAUUGGGGUGGGGGGGAGUAUUUGGAGCCAUUUUCCUGUUUUUAAGAAUUAGGCCACAGAUAAUAUUGUGGAGUCCAGAACAUUUUUUAACCAAACAAUCACUGUUUCCUAUUUUUCACCAGCACACACAAAACACUUUUGUUUUUUCUUUGGAUUUUAGGCUGGGAAAGAAACUGAUUUUGGUUUCGUUUCUCUUCAGCAGAGAAACGCAGUCUGUAGGUUUGAUCACCAGCAAUUUUUUCUAAUAAAAUUAGAGUCACGGCAGAAAUCAGAAGCCAGGGUCCAGAUGCCAUUUCAUGUCAACAUGUCCUCUCUAACCUGUUCUGUUUUGGUUUGGGUUUUUUGGGGCGGUUUGGGUUUUUUUUGUUUUUUUGUUUUUUGGUGUGGUGGGUUUUUUUUUGUUUGUUUGUUUUGUUUUUUGGUUUUGGCAAAGAAGAGGUAAGAAAGAGCACCUACAAAGUAAAGAAGUAGUUCUUUAGAUGCAUUCCCUUUGCCAAGUUUGUUAGAAAAAGCAGCAAUAAAGGGGAAGGCAGGAUUUUAUAUGUCCUUCUAGUGUGGGGCCUCUAAUUUCUCAACUCCAAAAUGCUACACUGUAUGCACAGAGCAAGAACUCGACAGAUAAGGAAAACACAUCUGAGUUAUUCUGUACAACUAAUACACCCCAAAGCCAAAACUAUUUCCCAUGUGGUUUGAAAUCGCAUCAUCCAUCUAGCCUGGGCUUACUUUUUUUUUUUUUUUUUUUUUUUUUUUAAGCAACUUGCAAAGCACAGAGUGCAAAAGGCAAGACAAAGCUUAGUGAAUUCAGACUUCCUAGGACAAGCCUCCCCUCUCCACCUGCUCUCCAGCCGAGUGCCAGGAAAGCAUAAACCCCAAGCAGCUUGUUCGGCUUGGGCUCUGGAGGCCGGAUGUCUUGGGUCUUAGUGGAUCCAAAACAAGAGUUCUUAAAAAUGAAGCUAGAACCGGGCUUUGUGUAGAAGACAAUGACGCACCAUCUCCCGGAAGCGUAGCCCAGCUGCAGCUCUCGAGGCCCCGCCCUCUCCUCCUCGGCAAACGCACCCGCACGCAUGCGCGCACACUUGCUUUGAAAAGUUUCCAUCAGUGGAAACUUUGAUUUCCUUUUCAUCUCCAACGCUCUCCUAAAGUGACACGGUCUUGAGAGCCAUCUGCGCGAUGCCACCGCACCCCUCCUUGAUGAUCAGACGGUAGUGCUAGUCUUUUCUUCUAGAAAACAGAGCCUUUUCCCACCUCAUGAUUGAUGAAUUCCAAACCAAUGGGGAAAAACAAAAAGGCUUUAAAAUAAUGACUCUCUUUCUCAACUACUGUUAUAUUCAAUUAAUUUAACUACAUUGAACCAAAUUACCUUCCGUGUCUAAGAAGACAGCUGCGCACUGCGUGUUAUGCUGCUGCAGGGACUUGGUUGUUUCUGGUGUAAAUGUCACUCCUGCUAGCUCUUUGUAUAAAGAAUUAAUUCCAAGAGUCAUAUUUCCUUCUAAUGGAAAGAUUACUUUACUGAUUGCUAGGAAAACAGGGUAAUGGAAGGCGCUCAAUUAAGCCAAGCCGUUUCCAAAUGCAAUGUAUGUUUUAUGAUUGGCUUGUGAUAGGCAACGCUUAAUGUGUCUACUUGGUGUUUCCCUUUGAGCUUUGAACUUAUGUCAGACUUUGCUUUCAUCGUUCUGUUGGCCUCGUGUUUUCCGUUGUUGGCCUGUAAUUCCUGCUCCGUUGCAAAGGGAAUCAUUUGUUUCCUUCGGUCUACCUUUGAGGAUUUAAAUUGGCUCAAUUGAUGAAGUGGCUGAGAAUUUUUUCCUCCCUCGUCCCAUGGGCGAUGUAGGAAAAGGAUGAUUUCCCACAUGUGCCUCAGGAGGUACCAGAUUUGAAUUUGUUUGUCAUUUCUACCAGUGCGAGCAUUUCACUGGGAGGGCAGGAACCUUUUGAAGUGAGGGCACAGGAAACAGCUAGCGACGGAACAAGAACAAAACAGUGGCAACCAGUACAUGCUCAGGCCACUUCAGCUCAGAAGAGAGAUUUCCCUUUUGCGCCCCAGUUGCCAAAUCUGUCCCUGAAAAGAGAACCAGGUCAUAUCUUCGGUGGCGACAUACGCCUUUCCAAGCUGCCUUUUGAACAUCUCCUAUGACCACAUCUCAAGGUAUUUUGAAAUUUGGUUGAGAACAACUUUGUGUACCACACGCGAUUUUUGUCCCUUCCCUGCGAAGACGCGCAGGGGCUCCCACCACCUUCAUGAUACAAGGCACACCGGACCAGAGAACCCACCGUCUGUACUCUUCCCUUCAUGCUUCGUAAAUGACAAUCUGCUCGAUGCAGAUGUUGCACUGUACCCACUCAGGGAUGUUUCAUUAAAAAAAAAAAAUACAUCAAGGGGGGGAAUAAAACAGGAAAAUGACAACAAAAUGUAAACGGCAUAAAUUAGAUAUGCCAAUAAGAGAACCUCUCUGACAAGGCUUUCAGAACAGUAAGCAGUACCUUCGUGUCGUUAACUGUGUGGACUUGAUGGAAAGUUGCACACGAAUAAGGACAACUCGGUCUCAUUUUCUAAAAUCUGCUAAGAGCCAAAUAAUCGAGCUGCCCUAUUAACAGGAAUAUGUGUCUCCCGAGCAAACCCAAGCUUCCUACACAGGUCCUGAGCGGGGAGAAUACAGAAAUCUAAGUGGGGUUAGCGGACUCUGCCAGGGGAGGUAAAGCUGUGUGAAUUCAAAUUCUGGCGUAUCUGUGAUCUGAAAGAGGAAAUGCAAAUUUUGGAGGGAAUAUAGGAGAAGAAAGAAUACCAGAUCUGGCUUAGUCCACCACACUUGGAUGUCCACAACUUGGGUCAUCUUAGUAUCCCUAAUUCUGUGCCCCACCCCCACCCCGCUCCAGAGAAUGAAAGCUGAGGGUAGAGAUGUACUAUGUACUCUACACACAUACCCCUUCUGAUUUCCCUCAGUUGAAAACUGUCUUCAGAGCUCUGGAAUAAAGGACCACUGUGUAGGUAUAAACAGAAUAUAGUGGUCUCUAGGGUAAUGGGACUUCUUGGGGAGAAUCUGUGACACCUUAAAUCACAGGGAACUCUGGACGUUAGUAGCAAGAGGUGCCAGGGACAAACCAGUACAUUUCCUAUCGCAGCUGCCUUGUUCAACACCUAAAUUCAUGGCAGUCAAGCUAAACUUUUCGUAGAAAACCCACACACAUGGCUAGUCCACUCACACACUCCGCAAUCCCAAGUGUACCAGGCUUGAAUGCAAAAGUGACUCUUCCGUCCCAAGGACAACCUAAAACGUAACCAGCUUUUUUUCGAAAACAUCAGAAAGAUGCAAAUGAUGUCAGUUUUGCUGCAUUUGCUUUGUUCUGUGUAUUACAGAAGGAAAAAUUCCACCGCUAUUGGAAAUUAGAAGAAAUAACUUUUUCCUGACUCUCUUUUCUCUGUAAACAUUUGCUUCCAAUGAAGUUGCCACAGUUGGCAGCAAAUUCAGGCAAGGAGGCCUGUGCCUGACAGAGCCGCCAUUCAAGAGAACAGCAAGAGCUGGAAAGUUUGCAUCUGUAGUGAACCUUUGCACAGAGUCCCCUGGACCAGGAAGACCAGAAGCACACCAUCUGCUUUAGAUGAAGUGGUAUUUGAUUUUUUUUGUUUCUGGCUGCCGAUAGAACCACAGCCUGGUAUGGAAAACCACGUGGGUCAUUAGACGGGAGCUGACAACCUAUUUUGGCGGGGGGGGGAGGCGGGGACAGGUCUCAGGACCCAGAGGUACAUGUUCAUUUGAAGCAAGGGUUAAAAAUUCAGAAGCCUAAAAGGGCCAGGGAGUUGAUGCCAAUGAGCGAAAGCAGUCCAGCCGCCAGCUGGCAAGGAAGUGCCCCAUCUGAAAGGGGACAUCCGAUGGCCGGCUAAAGCCCAAGUGCCGCUAAUGCUUCUGAAUCUUACAAUAUCUCUCUGGUUGGAAGGGAUGUCAGUUGACUCAGAGCUGAGGACAGACCAAACAAAUACACCUCCGAGCAGAAGAGGGUCCACUUUGUAACCUCUGAUUUAAAGCAAAAUUGAAUCUCGGGGCCUGUUUCCUGGAGUAAGUCUGGCCAGACAGGACUCCGCAUGAGAGGGGCGGGGGUGCGGAGCUCAGUGGGGUUUCCACAUCUGACUGUCACUCCCAGCAAGAGUUCAGCUGGAAAAACAAAAGUAGUCGAAAAGUGCAAGUGAUCCCAUUUAACUAUGGCUCAUAAGGGACAUCUCUGUCUCGCCCAAACCCCUAGCUUCCUAGAGCCAGGUGGCUCCAUCUCUCACCACUUUUUUUCUGAACAUCAAACGCAUGAUUUUUCCACUUUUCAGUCUUGAUGUGUCUCUUCUGAUGUGUGGCUUCGAUAUCUGUGGCACGUUUUUACUUUCCCUUAGUUGUGUCUGCAGAAUGUAUUCGUGGUCAUGAUCACGCAGUCCCCCGUGUUCUGAAGUGCAGGACCCGGGAUUCCUAUGCAGCAGGUGGAGGUCGUCUGUUUGUGCACUUUUUGCCUAAGCUGCUGAAAAUCCUCCAAAGUCCAUUGCCCAUAGUAAUCUUUGCCUCCUGCAUGACCGUAAGCUUGACCUCUAGUGGAUCAGAAAAAGCAGCUCAGUGAUUGUUCUCAUGGCCAAAACUAAAGCACAAGGGGACCGGCAUUGAAUAGACCCAGUUGAGGCAGGCGCAGGGUGUCCACACCCCAGCUGGGCAGCAUGACCCUUCUCUUGAACCCUACUCUUGUGGCAGUGGCCGGUGGAGGGCAUCUGCAUGGCUCUGUCACAACCACAAGCAGACACACGUUAGGUAUGUCUGAAAAGCUACAGAUCGCACAUCCAAGCACAGUACUGUCUGCUUCAUCUGAGGAACACACACACACACACACACACGAGUGCAAACCACACCCACAGAAAACUGAGUACGUAUUGUAGAAAUGUAGAGGAAAAAUAAAAAUAUUUUUUCAAAUGUAAUUACUUUUAAUAUAUGCUUGUGGAAGGUCUAAUACAAUGUAUGCUGUCUCUGUAAUUUUUGCUGUAAAUAACUGGAGACAGUGAAUACACUGAUUUUUCUAUGUCUCUGUUUAAGCUUAAGACUUUGUAACAAUUUUUUUAGAGGGGGGAAAACCAACAAAGAGCAAAUAUGUACUUGCUUCCUUUCUGCGUGUUAUGCGUGUUAUGUACUUCUCAGAAACUGGUUGUUAACAGUUUAAGCAUCUUAACGGGUCAUUGGUGUUAAGUGUAUGCUUCUUUUUGUAAUACAGCUGAGAAAGGGACAGGGCUGUCCAUUAAAUCUGCUCCAAAGAAUUUGUAUUGAAGAUUGGCCCAAGACCUGCAAACGCUAUCAGAACUAGACAAUGUGAGGAAAGAAAGUUUAAAAAAAAAAAAAGAAAAAAGAAAAAGAAAAGAAAAAAGAAAAAAAAAAGAAGUUGCCUGAGUAAGUCAUCUUUCCUUGUAGCAAGUGGCUUUGUCCAAAUCCUUUCUGCAUGGACUAGCUUAAGGAACACAAACUCUGCUUUCUGAUGAACAAAAUAUUUUUGUACACAUUGAUUUCUUAUGAAUAACCUGAGGUCAGAUCACUCAUUCGCUGAAGCCAUAACUGACCUUCACCAAAUAAAUGUUGCAAAGAACCUGGGGGAGUGUUGGGGAGACACCGAGAGGGAGGAAGAUCGAAGGUGUCCUGAGCUAUAACCACACAGGCAGGAGCAAGUCCGAUGAACCUGAUGCUUUUCCUGCAUCCCAAAUAGGACUUUAAAAGGCUAGUAUUUUAUGAUGAUCGAUUUAUAAUAAAAAAAAGAUAUUUAGAUUUAAAUGAGACUUUCCAAUAUUUUUUAAGUCCCUGACAAUGCUUCCCUGCUUUUAGGAUUGAGAGAAAUGAUUUUCAUCUACUUCCAACAUUCAGAGAUUUGAUUUUUAUGUUAGCUCCAGCCUACAAGUGUAAAGUGAAGAACAACUCCAGGUCCUCCAGUGGUUGGAACCAUGGGCUGCCAGGGGCGUGGGGUGGGGGUGAGGGGUGGCGCUCAGCUGCGCCUACCAACCAGGGUUGCACCUGGAGGGGCAGCCAUGAAGUGCAGUUGAUACGUCUUAUUAGCAUGCACAAAUGUCGGUGACGCACAAAGGCUGCAUUGCCAGACACAUGUAAAAUAAAAGCAUUCACUCUAAGAUGCAUAAUAGUGAUACCUUUUUAAAAGAAUAAUGCCUCCAAUAGUCACGAUUGAUUUUUCUGGAGCUUAAUCACAUUAUUACCAUGUAUUAUUAUUAGCCUAUAGAGGCAAAAAGCAAACUGCAAAUAAACCCCAUGACAUCUAGUUUUAAAAUCUACAGUUUUUCUGAUCUCUCUCUCCUUGUUUAAUAUAUAAGCCCUAAUUUCUGUGUACGUGAGUAAAACUGCAGCCUGAGUCAUUUAGGAAGUAAGCAUUGAGUUGUUUUUAUUAUUAUUAUUAUUAUUAUUAUUAUAAAUAUACUAGAAUAAAACAGCACUCCCUAACAAUUAAAAAAAAGUUUUAUAUUACUUUAGAAUGUAAUAGGUUUUUGUCCUUAUUUUAUGUCCUGUAAAUUAUUAGUUGAAUACUGUUAGCAUUCCCAGAUAAUGCACACAUGAUUUCUGAAUGUUUUCUGUAAAUGACAAUCAAUGUUUAUGAAGUUCCCUCCUUUAAUGCUGAACAAAAUUAAA
Messenger RNA from Mustela lutreola (European mink), 9433 nucleotides. It is a transcript of the gene RORB, whose product is annotated as RAR related orphan receptor B. Gene Ontology annotation, cellular component: nucleus. The coding region runs from base 641 to 2020 and encodes 459 amino acids. Gene Ontology annotation, biological process: regulation of transcription by RNA polymerase II. Gene Ontology annotation, molecular function: RNA polymerase II cis-regulatory region sequence-specific DNA binding; nuclear receptor activity; zinc ion binding. NCBI's taxonomy places the organism in Eukaryota, Metazoa, Chordata, Mammalia, Carnivora, Mustelidae. The record is from RefSeq and is a predicted model, not a curated record. The transcript has 10 exons.